AUGGCGUUGGCGGCUCAACCCCCAGGCCCUCCCAGCUGGGACCGCUGGCACCAACCUCACGGAGCCCCGGAAUAUGUCAUGAUGGACGCCAGCAGCCUGAUGCAUUAUGACUCCCGCUCCGUUGCGCCAGCACCUCCCGCCCCUCACCGGGCCCCCAUGCACUACAUGCCCGGCUCGUUCAACGUUGCUCCCAUUCACAACGCACCGCAGCAGCACUAUCCGGCGCCAAACCACUUUCCCUACAACGGCGGCUACAACGCCCCGCCGGCGGUUAGGGACCCUUAUAAGCAGGCACCCCGCCCACCCCAGUACCAGGAUCGAAUGGUGAUGAUGCCCCCGGUGAAUGACCGGAGUCGCACCCUCGCGCCCCCUCCGCGGGAUAUUCGUUCUCCGUACGAAGAACAUAGCCAGAGCCCUUCGGUGAAGAGCGACGGCCAGCCCAAGACCCUAACAGUACCGGACGGAGAGCUUCCCAAGGUACCGCGCACCAUCACGUCCAACGUGACGGUCAACCCGGACGAUGAGGUGUCGUUCUCGACCAACGUGGACACUUUGAUGCGAGCCAUCCAGGCCAAGGUUGAAACGAGCGACAUUGUCAAGGUGGCCGAAGAUAAAAUUAGAGCAGAAACUAGCAGUCAUCCUUCUCCGGAGGUAGGCUAUUCGACCCUAGCAACACGGCUCCCACAGGAACACGACUUGACGGCAGACGAGGAACAGGUUGGUUCUCCCGAAAGCACUGGAUCCGACAGGUCAAAGAAGUCGAGGACCAGCUGCAAGCGAUACAUUUGCGAUUUCCCCGACUGCAACAAGAGCUUCUCGCAAAAGACCCAUUUGGACAUUCACCGAAGAGCGCACACUGGAGACAAGCCUUAUCCGUACGAGUGUGCCGUUUGCGGCAAGAGGUUCGCUCAGAGGGGCAACGUCCGAGCCCACCAAGUUGUGCACAGGCAAGUCAAGCCCUACGUCUGCAAGUUGGAAGGGUGCAACAAGGACUUUACGCAGCGCGGAAACUUGAAGCGUGUCGAAGCGGACCGGGAGUUGUGGGAAUACUUUGCCACGACGUACAAGAACAGCAACAAGGGCAUCAAGGGCCGGGGCAAGGAGAAGCGGUCGGGACUCUCGCAGUCUCCCAAGAGCACCGUCAUGUCCCAGUUCCCCGUGUGCCCUCCAGAGACGUCCACGAUGCACAGGGGCUCGUACUCUGGCCCUUCGCAGCACGUGCCCCAACAAGGUAUCCUCAACCCUCCCAACGGACUGCCCAACACGGCCAUGGACAGGUCCGGGCCCGGCAUGCUCGGGGGCCACCUAUCCAACGGCAUGGGAGAUCACGACUCGUCAAGCGCGGCAACCAGCAUGUACGACGAGCCUCACAGCCAGUCUUUCCACGACCGGGGCUACUAG
Parascedosporium putredinis is the source of this 1401-nucleotide messenger RNA. Lineage: Eukaryota; Fungi; Ascomycota; Sordariomycetes; Microascales; Microascaceae. The record is from the annotation of a GenBank genome assembly.